Messenger RNA from Leptopilina heterotoma, 1728 nucleotides. RefSeq names its product speckle-type POZ protein-like. The transcript has 2 exons. The record is from RefSeq and is a predicted model, not a curated record. Bases 86 to 1669 code for a protein of 527 amino acids. Gene Ontology annotation, molecular function: ubiquitin protein ligase binding. Lineage: Eukaryota; Metazoa; Arthropoda; Insecta; Hymenoptera; Figitidae. Gene Ontology annotation, biological process: proteasome-mediated ubiquitin-dependent protein catabolic process; regulation of proteolysis. Gene Ontology annotation, cellular component: cytoplasm; nucleus.
UAGAAAAAGAAAAGAAUUUUUAAAAAAUUUUGAUUAGUUUUAAGAAUUGUUUAUUUAUUUUUAAGAUUUCAAUGAAUAGCAGAAAAUGGCAGUAGCACCGGAAUUUCAGAAAACAAUCUUCACUUGGAAUAUAAAAAAUUUCAAUCAAAUCCUAACGACAAAAAAUGAAUUGCAUUCACCCGAGUUUCCAUCCGAGGGCAAUGUUUGCGACGACUGGAGUAUCGUACUGAAUUGGUCGAGAAGAAUUUUCUGCGGCACUUGUACAACUUAUCAUAAUCUAGUUUGCGAGGAAUGUCACCAGGAACACUGCAAAGGCGACGUCUCUAUUCAUCUCUCGUUUCCAAGAAUUAGCCAAAAUCUCCCACCGCUCAAGGUCAAAUACAUUUUACAAAAUUCCAGCUCCGAUAAGCACUACAAAAAAAGCACCGUAUUCUGUGUCCAAGGUGAGGAAUUCUCCCAAUCCGGAUUCCGAGACUUCAUCACUUUGAAACGAAUCAAAGAUUACAUUGUAGAUAAGGAUCUAACAAUUAUUUGCAGCAUUAAGCAGGCCUCAAAGCCACUAUCGACUGGUUUCGAAUGUUUCAUGAGUAAAACAUCGCUGAGCGAUGUUGAAUUCCACAUUGGUGGUCAAGUAUUUCCCGCUCAUAAAGUUAUAAUGUCUUCGAAGAGUCCGGUUUUCAGGCAAAUGUUCGCCCAUCAGCUGAAGGAAAAUAUUAACAAUGUGGUUAAUAUCGUUGAUAUCGAAUCGAACGUUUUCUACGAACUUUUGUGGUUCAUGUACAGUGGGAAGGUGCGAAAACUAAACGAACACGCCUGCUCGCUUUUAAUCGCAGCCGACAAAUAUGAUGUGAACUCGCUAAAAACAAUUUGCGAGAUUUAUCUGCACAAGAAUCUAACCAGCGAGAAUGUGGUAAAAAUCCUUAAACUCGCGGAUAAACUCAAUUCUUUCAGUCUAAGGGACAAUUGCUACACUUUUAUUAAAUGUAAUUUCAAGGAAGUUGUUACUUCUGAAGAAUUUAAAACCCUUGGUGAUUGUAUACCGUUACUGAUGAAAAUAGCCGAAGAUUACUUCGUCGAUUCAUGGACGUCAAAAAAAGUCGUUGACUCUUGUGAGAAUAAUAAUCAAGCAGAGCAAAAGAAUGACGGUUACGAAACUUUUCUCAAUCAGGAAAUUUGGAGUGACGUGGAAAUUCACAAUAAUGGUAAAAUAUAUAACGCCCAUAAACUUAUUUUAUCGGCGAAAAGUGCAGUUUUUAGAACAAUGCUCGUCGAUCUUGAAGGACAUGCAAAAAUUGAAAUCAAAGACAUUGAUCCUUUGGUUUUUUAUCAACUUCUACGUUUCAUUUAUACUGGAUUUGUGGAAAAUCUCGAAGAUAUGACGUACGAACUCCUGCUAGCUGCUGAUAAAUACCAAAUUUCGUCAUUAAAGACAGUUUGUGAACAGGCACUAAUUUUAAAAGUGAACUGCGAAAAUGUUGUUUCGAUGCUGAAAAUCGGGGAAAAUCGCAAAGCCGAUAAACUGAAAGAACGGUGUUUUUUGUUCUUGAUUCGAAAAUUGAUAUCUGGCACCCUUGGAAUGGAUGUUUUUAAACAAUUAUCCAAAACGCAUCCUCAGCUUGUUUUGGAGUUGCUAAUAACUACGGGAAUUAAAUGCGAGGAGGAAGAAUAAAAAUAGUUCAUUACUAUUGAUACUUUAUUUUUUUACGCUUGUUCCAUAAUUUUCAGUUU